AUGUCAACCGUAUACGAGAGCCUUCUGCCGAAGCUUGUCGCGAUCCUCGAGGUGACGCAACAGGCUGCAGACAGUCCACCCACACAGCAGGUCAAGCAAGCGUUGGUCCAUGUGACAAAUGACUUCAAGGAGACUCUCAGACAGGCGAAGGACAUGGCCAGCACGCUCCCUGGAGGCGAACUCUCGGUGGAGGAGCAAGGUGAAGUCAUUGCGAUGCUCGAGAAGUUGAAGGAGAGGAAACAACAACAGCUCGCCAAGUUCUCCGCAGACGUUGAUGCCAUCACCAAGGCCACGACACAGAUGAGGAUGGAGGUUGACUCCACUGCAUCGACCCCUGCUGUGUGA
Rhodofomes roseus is the source of this 345-nucleotide messenger RNA. RefSeq lists its product as uncharacterized. The coding region runs from base 1 to 345 and encodes 114 amino acids. NCBI's taxonomy places the organism in Eukaryota, Fungi, Basidiomycota, Agaricomycetes, Polyporales, Fomitopsidaceae. Gene Ontology annotation, cellular component: mediator complex. Gene Ontology annotation, molecular function: transcription coregulator activity. The transcript is spliced from 3 exons. Gene Ontology annotation, biological process: regulation of transcription by RNA polymerase II. The record is from RefSeq and is a predicted model, not a curated record.